Oenanthe melanoleuca is the source of this 2395-nucleotide messenger RNA. RefSeq names its product polyribonucleotide nucleotidyltransferase 1 (gene PNPT1). Gene Ontology annotation, cellular component: cytosol; mitochondrion. The transcript is spliced from 28 exons. The record is from RefSeq and is a predicted model, not a curated record. Gene Ontology annotation, molecular function: polyribonucleotide nucleotidyltransferase activity; RNA binding; 3'-5'-RNA exonuclease activity. Gene Ontology annotation, biological process: mitochondrial RNA 3'-end processing; mitochondrial mRNA catabolic process. NCBI's taxonomy places the organism in Eukaryota, Metazoa, Chordata, Aves, Passeriformes, Muscicapidae. The coding region runs from base 26 to 2392 and encodes 788 amino acids.
GCCGCCCUUCCCUGCCGCGGGCGCUAUGGCGGCCGCCACGAGCUGCGGCCGGGCGGCGCUGGGCGCGCUGCGCCGGGAUGGCGGCGGGGCCGCGGCGCCGUGGCGGCGGCUCCUGCCCCCGGUUCGCCCCGCCCUGCCCCGGGUGCCCGCCCGCGGCAAAGCCGGGCCCGGGCGGGUCGUGACGGUGGAGGUGGGCGGCAGAAAGAUGGAGCUGUCUUCUGGAAAACUUGCCAAGUUUGCUGAUGGAUCUGCUGUUGUUCAGCUAGGUGACACAGCAGUGAUGGUCACAGCAGUCAGCAAAACCAAGCCCUCUCCAUCUCAGUUUAUGCCAUUAGUGGUUGACUACCGUCAGAAAGCUGCUGCAGCAGGAAGAAUUCCUACAAACUAUCUAAGAAGAGAGCUUGGCUCCACUGACAAAGAAAUUCUUACAAGCAGAGUAAUAGAUCGGUCAAUCAGGCCACUCUUCCCAGCAGGCUACUUUUAUGAUACACAGAUCCUUUGUAAUCUUUUAGCAGUAGAUGGUGUCAAUGAUCCUGACAUUCUGGCAAUUAAUGGAGCUUCUGCAGCACUUGCCUUGUCUGAUAUCCCCUGGAAUGGUCCUAUUGGUGCAGUAAGAGUAGGGCUAGUGGAUGGAGAGACUGUUAUCAACCCAACUCGAAAAGAAAUGGCCUCUAGUGCUCUGAAUUUAAUUGUUGCUGGAGCUCCACACAGCCAAGUUGUUAUGCUGGAAGCAACUGCUGAGAACAUCUUGCAGCAAGAUUUCUGCCAUGCCAUCAAAGUGGGGGUGAAGCAGAGCCAGCAGAUCAUCCAGGGCAUUCAGCAGCUGGUGAAGGAGCAGGGUGUGGUCAAGAGAACUGUCCAGAAAUUAUUUAUUGCUCCUGAAGAGAUCGUGGAGCUUGCAAAGAAACUUGCUUCUAACAAGAUCUAUGCAGUGUUCACAGAUUCAAGCCACGAUAAAAUUUCCAGAGAUGAGGCAAUCAACAAAAUAAGGCUUGAAACAGAAGAACAGCUGAAAGAAAAAUUUCCGGAGGCUGAGCCUUACGAAAUCAUGGAAUCUUUCAAUGUGGUUUCAAAGGAUAUUUUUAGAAAUCUUGUGCUAAAUGAAUAUAGAAGGUGCGAUGGGAGAGAUUUGACUUCCCUCAGAGACAUUAAAUGUGAAGUGAACAUGUUCAAAAUGCUUCAUGGAUCAGCCUUAUUUCAAAGAGGUCAAACACAGGUUCUGUGUACAGUUACAUUUGACUCCCUGGAAUCAAGUGUAAAAUCAGAUGUUAUCUCCACAGCAGUGAGUGGAAUAAAAGAAAAGAACUUCAUGCUGCAUUAUGAGUUUCCACCUUAUGCAACCAAUGAGAUUGGCAAAGUUACUGGGGUGAACAGAAGAGAGCUUGGACAUGGUGCACUGGCAGAACGAGCUUUGAAACCAGUUAUACCCCAGGAUUUCCCAUUCACAAUCAGAGUUACUUCUGAAGUCUUAGAAUCAAAUGGGUCCUCCUCAAUGGCUUCUGCAUGUGGUGGAAGUUUAGCAUUAAUGGAUGCAGGAGUUCCAGUGUCAAAUGCAGUGGCAGGGGUAGCCAUAGGCCUGGUUACCAAGUGCAGCCAGGGGAAGGGGGAUAUCGAGGACUAUCGCGUGCUGACAGACAUCCUGGGAAUUGAAGAUUACUAUGGGGAUAUGGAUUUCAAGAUGGCAGGCACCAGCAAAGGGAUAACAGCACUGCAGGUUGAUCUCAAGUUGCCAGGAAUACCAAUAAAAAUUGUGGUGGAAGCUAUUCAGCAAGCUACAGCUGCAAAGAGGGAGAUUCUACAAAUUAUGAACCAAACACUGGCAAAACCCAGACCUAACAGGAAAGAAAGUGGACCAGUUGUAGAAACUAUCCACGUUCCCUUAUCAAAAAGAUUAAGAUUUGUUGGUCCUGGGGCUUACAAUUUGAAAAAACUUCAAGCACAGACUGGUGUGACUGUGAGUCAGCUGGAUGAAGAGACAUAUUCAGUGUUUGCCCCCACACCAGGGGCAAUGCAUGAAGCCAGGGAAUUCAUUGGGGAAAUCUGCAAAGAUGAUCAAGAAGUUAAUUUGGAAUUUGGGGCAAUUUAUACAGCCACAAUUACUGAACUAAGAGAUUCUGGAGUGAUGGUAAAACUGUACCCAAACAUGACCCCAGUAUUACUUCAUAAUUCACAGCUGGAUCAAAGAAAGAUUAAACACCCUAGUGCCCUGGGAUUAGAAGUUGGACAAGAAAUUCAGGUUAAGUACUUUGGCCGUGACCCCACGGAUGGCAGAAUGAGGCUGUCACGGAAAAUCCUGCAGGCCCCAGCCAGCAGCACCCUGAAAACCCUGACAGACAAAAACAGCAUUGUCCUGGGAGGGGCUGUUCCACAGACAUCCACCUCAUCCCAGUGACAG